AUGACGUCUCGUAAGAGAAGUAGUGUCAAGCGCAUGCCUGCUUCACAGGAAGCCUUGGAUGCCUUCGUAACGGCCCAGUUUCUGGACAAUGGUAUGGACGUGAUUGCGAACAAGAUCAACGUGCUGCGUGAGAAGUUGCUGCGGUCUGGGAGUAGCGAGGGUGAUGCUGAGACUAAGAAAAAGUGGGCCCGUCAGCUCCAACACUGGCUCGCAUUGGCUUGCCGUCUACUGGCCAAACAGCGACGGCAACUGAACCACUGUAUCGAGCGUGUAGAGAGAAACUAUAGUCGUGGGGAGAUCGGCAUUGGAUCCGUCAAGCAGAAGGAGGCAGAGGCAAAGGAAGACGCAAACCUCUACAGUCGCACGUAUGCCCGUCCUCGAGCUGGGAGCUCAUCGACCGCCGCCGCAGCCCCGGAGAGCGAUAGCUACAAGGGUAAUAUGGUCCCGAGCAAGGAGGACAUUCUAGCUGUAGGCUGCCACGUCGCAGCUAAAGUUGCACGCAGCCACGAAUUGUGGAUCAUGGCUCGGGUGGUGAAAUUUAAUGCUGACACUAACACUUACGAGGUGGAGGACGUCGACGCUGGCGACGACGACGAAGAUGAUGUCGAUGCUCCGAGAAGACACUACAUCGUGCCAUGGCAGCAAGUUGUCGAGCUACCUGGCGACUCGUUGCCGGAAGGAGAGUGGAUUCAGUACGCUGUGAACGAGCGCGUGAUGGCCAUGUACCCCAACACAACAAGCUUUUUUCGCAGCACCAUCCGCGUGCCGAACCCGAAGGGCGCUCCUUACGUAAUUCUCAAGUUCGAUGAGGAUGAAGACGAGCACGGCUUCGUGCCGGACCGAAAAGUUCCGUUCCGCUUCGUGGCUCCGCUCAAACCGUGGCAUCAAAAGUUUAACAACCCGCCGUCGCCUUAA
This is a messenger RNA of Phytophthora infestans T30-4, 915 nucleotides long. RefSeq lists its product as uncharacterized. The record is from RefSeq and is a predicted model, not a curated record. The transcript has 3 exons. Lineage: Eukaryota; Oomycota; Peronosporomycetes; Peronosporales; Peronosporaceae. Bases 1 to 915 code for a protein of 304 amino acids. Gene Ontology annotation, cellular component: SAGA complex.